AUGAGCAGCUCUUCAUCUACUAUUGCAGCUGUGGAGACUUCUGACAUUGGUGUUACCCACGUGGAAGCUGCUCAAACCUCCGCACUUGAUCCUCUCCAGGCUGGUCUAGAUCCUGCCCAGGCUGGAUUUGAGGUUGAUGAGGUCGACGAGGAACAAGAGCAUGCUCUCAUCCAGAAGAAGAUGAGAGAAGAGUUCUUUCGCAACGCGACUGCUGGUCCUGGAGACCGACAGUACCAUGCAGAGCCUUGUCGAACCUAUGUCUCCAUUGAUGGUGCUGCUAUUACGACCCCCGUCAAGGAGCGGGCAGCAAUUCUUACUGGUCCAAAGGGCACCGAGUCUCUUGACGCUAAGGUGCACCUUGUCUACCUCCCGUUCGACCAUAGUUACCUCUUGGUGACCUUUUCUGUCCUGCAUCGCCAAUUUGACAACCCUCAGGUCGCAGAGGUCAAGAUCUACUUGGCUGAGGUUGCUGUGGCUGAUGACAACACGCCCCUUUUCGAGCUGAGAAAGGCUGAGUCUCAAGCCGAGGCAUCUGAAAUGAUGUGCAAGUUCACCCCCAAUGUCAACGUCGGAGUUGAUUCCUGGUCGCGGAUCUAUACUCUGACUCUGACCGCCAAGCUCUAUCUGAACUAUCAGGAGCUCGUUCACCGAAAGCUCCGGCUUCCUGACGAUCAUGUCUUGCCCAAAAUUCUCGGCGCGAUGCUUCCCUACAAAGAUCCAUACAUGGCCGCUGAGUACUUCGAACACUCACCCAACCAGAGGGUGAUGUUCCUCGACCGGGUUCCCCGACUGUCGUCAGAGCCCGCGAUCAAAGACACUCGAACCCUCCCUGCUGUCUCUCAGUAUGUCGACAGCUGCCACCUCUUGGUGCGACAAAUGAUUGGAACAGUGUUCGACCAUGACAUCAGCACUGCAUACGAGAACGAUAUAGGCAGUAUCUCCUUGAAGGCGAUUGCACUCCCUUGCCAGCACGUCAUCAAAGAUCGUCGCUUCUUUCUUGUUGUCAACCCAGAAGGCAACGAGUCAAUCUUGCCCCGUGAUGGAGAGGCGUUUAAGGUUCAGAUUAUGGAUAUUGAGAUGAAGUCGCCAGAGGCUUCUUCCCAGGAUGUCGAGAAACUGGCCGAGGACUACCUAGAGGAUGUCAUCGUGCCUGCUCGCGCUGAGCCUGACCCGAAAGCCAGUAUCCUCCAGGGAUCAGGUCGCUUCUUUCAGGAUCUUACUGAAGGCGAGGCUACUGCACUCCUUCCUACAAAGGCGGAGAUGGCAGAUAAUUAUGCCUACCGUCAGCGCAUCAUUGUGUGGUGCCUAGAGAAUCGCGAGCGCCUCGUUUCGCUUCAGGAGGUUCCGAUUGACGAAGAAUAUAUGUGGUGGAAUUACGAGCGGAUCGACAUUCUAGCUCAGGGAAUUCCUGCGCACUAUCACAUCUAUCUCGUGGCCAUUCCUCUCCAGCCUCGCAACGAACUUGAAGAGCACGCAGACGACAUGGAGCGUGACCAGUUUACCGUCGAUAUCCCGUUUCUGGACCAGGGCAAGCUCGAAGAAGACCAAAAAUCGCUGUGCGACCUCGACUUUGCACACGGCCUGGAGAUCCGCAUCAGGAAAUGCCAGUCGGACAAGACUCUGCGUGCCGAGGCGAGCUCCGUCAACGCACUAAACUAUCCUAGGAUCGCCGAGAAGUCGGACUGCCCAGUGACAGAGCGUUCUAGCAAAGCCUACAAUUACCUCUUGAAUUUCCGCUGUCCCGAAGACAAGGAAGAGAUCGACAUCCUCGAGGAACUACCGGGCAUCCGCUCUGUGCUUGGCGAUACCUUCACAUCUCUGCCUCAACAGGUCCAGGCCGGCUGGGAGCGCCUUGAUCACCAUCAGAAAGAGGCCAUCAAGAAGGCUCCCAAUGCACCACAGCGCGUCCACAUUGUCCCAGGCGUGGCGGGAUGCGGCAAGACCAGGGUGGCCGAGAUGUGCAUGAUCUUCUCUCAUUUUGCCAAUCCGUCUAACUCCAAGAGUACCCAGGCGUUCAAGUCGCUGUACAUCGUCAACAACAACACGGCACUAGACAUGGCAGCACAUCGGUUCCAAGAGGCAUUUGACCAAAUGUACGAGUCUGGAGGCUUCAAGGGUCCUCGGCCCUCGGUGAUCCGUCUCUACGCAGUCGAUACCGAGGUCAGGGACAUGAAGCGUCGCUUCAGCAGUGCUAUUCCCGAACUCUUCGACUCUCAAGCCGCAGAGGAGGCCCUGAAGAAGACCACACCCAUAGAGGUCCACUUCCUUUCACAGCUGAGCCUGACCCGUAUGACUCGCGAUGCCCACCAGCUCCGCAUCUCGCGCUCGCGCAAAGCCAAGACCCUCUCCCUCCACGAGGCCGCCUUCAAGUUCUAUACCGAUCAUAAGGCUGAGUUUGGUGAGCUCAGCGAGACCAUGGACGAGCUCAAAGCUACUGAAGGCAAAGACCGUGAAGUCUGGAUUCGUUUCAAAGCCUUGGUCAAGGACCUGUACAAGCGCACUCUUAUGGAGCACAACGGUGUCAUCUGCACCACGGCUGUUGGAUGCUACAAUGGUCUGUUCCGCUCGACAUACAAACCCAAGCUUGUAAUUCUCGACGAGGCUGCCCGCAUGCGCGAGCUUACGACCCUGAUCCCCAUCGCCUGGUUCGCUCCGGCCCUCUGGCUCGUGCUUGGAGAUCCCUUCCAGCUUCUACCCUAUAUUACGGGCGAGAUGCAUCCUGAGGCUCAGAAUCCCAUGCUGCAUCAACUCCAGUUGUCGACCAUGACCCGGGCCGUCGAGUCUGGCAACAUUGACUCAUACCUCGUCAUCAACCACCGCGCCAAGGGCGGUCUACACACGUUGCCAUCUCAGCUCAUCUACAAUGACAACAUGACCGUCUCUGUCGAAGGCACUGCCGGCAUGUUCCCAGACUCUGUGAAGCAUUUUUGGGCCUUCAUCAAGACGCAUAUCAACCCAAUUCAGCCUCCUAACAAGCUCCGUGUCAUGCUCGAGUUCCCUGGCUCCAAAACCACCAAGCAAGGUGACUCAACCGUGAACCCUGCCUACGUUCAGCACGUUCUGGAGAAGAUCGUCAUUCCAGCUCUCAGGGACAAGAAGCUGACCCAGAUGGUGCCUCAUACCGACAAGCCUGCUCGCAUCCUCAUCUUGGCCCUGUACAAGGCGCAACUUUACUUCACACAGACUUCUUGGAUUAGGUUCACUGCUGAUUUGCAUCGAAUCUGCCUGGCACUGACUCGCAGCAUCCAGUAUGAGGUGGCGAUUAUGAACCGGGGAAUGUGGCUCGGAAAUUUCGACAAUCCGAAUCUCAACCCGCAGGCGACCAUUCUAUGCAGGAUUUUUAACAAGCUCAAAUCCGUCAACAUUCGAAUUAACUACUGCCCUGUCUGCCAGACCACACAGCAUACAGAGUUUGAUGCAGCUGGCUGCUGCACAUCCCCUGGAGCCAAGACUAACCUCUGCGAUUGCACUGGCGACCCUCACCCUGACCUGCUCUGCCCCACAAAGUCCCUCUGCUUGCACUGCGGCGAAGUCGGUCACGAUACAAAUCUUUGUGAGAAAGACCCGGCUUUCUGUGUUUACUGCCACAAAGAUCAUCUGCCCUCGAACUGCCACAAAGAGCCCUGCGCCCUGUGCAAGUCCAAAGCCCACUCAGCUCAAAACUGCGUCAUCUGCGUCCACUGCCGCGAGAAGCAUGAGGGCAAGUGCGAUGAGGCACAGUUGUACAAGGCACGUCGUUCAAUCUGCAGGGAGUGCGAGAUGCCCGGACACAUGGCCAGGAACUGCUCGAAGGAUGGUGAUACUAGAGACUGCUACAAGUGCGGCGAGACGGGACACAUUGCCUCUGACUGCCCUGUUGAGAAGCUCCCCAAGGCCUGCCGAGUCUGUGGCGAAGAGAACCACGUCGCUAGGGAUUGCCCACAGAACGAUUCUCGUCGCCGCCAGCUUAACUGCUUCGAAUGUGGUGCCACUGGUCACGUCAAGUCCCAGUGCCCCAACACCGACGAGAAGAAGGUCCAGUUCCUCCGCAACGAGGCCAUCUCUGCCCGUACUUUCACUGGAGAGCCCGUUGUUUUCGGCCUUACUGAAGAGCAACAGCACCUGACCAACUUGAUCCAGUCCAACUCUUCCACCAACGAGCAUACCGGCGACUUCGGCGGCGAUGCCUUACAGAGUGGAUGGGUCGCUGAGUCUGUCUCUGACAACGGCGACCAGGUUCCUGCCUCUUCGGGCGAGGAUGCCUCUGGAGAUUCUUCUGGAUUUGACUUUGAAGACUCCGAAUCCUACAAUGCCGCUCAGUGGUAG
This is a messenger RNA of Thyridium curvatum, 4305 nucleotides long. RefSeq lists its product as uncharacterized. NCBI's taxonomy places the organism in Eukaryota, Fungi, Ascomycota, Sordariomycetes, Thyridiales, Thyridiaceae. Gene Ontology annotation, molecular function: zinc ion binding; helicase activity; nucleic acid binding. The coding region runs from base 1 to 4305 and encodes 1434 amino acids. The record is from RefSeq and is a predicted model, not a curated record. The transcript is spliced from 3 exons.